This is a messenger RNA of Rodentolepis nana, 834 nucleotides long. The record is from the annotation of a GenBank genome assembly. Lineage: Eukaryota; Metazoa; Platyhelminthes; Cestoda; Cyclophyllidea; Hymenolepididae.
GGCACUGCUGUUUAUCAAUCGGAGGAGGACAAGGAUUCAGAUGCUGAACAGAGCUCAACUACUGAGACAGCUACUGCGAAUGCAGCAACAGCCAGUAGUACCCAAAAGCGAACAGACGUUGAGGAGUUAGCUCUUGACCCAAACCACAAUUACUUCAUUUUCGCGGACACCCCAAAGACCGACCACAGCAAGGGUAGAGUAGCCGAGGUACGGGCGCGGUUUGAGCGCUGCAUUUCAUUGUGGAGCACCUCUACAGUUGAAGCUGAUGCACCACCGCAGCCAGCCCCAAGGUUAUCUCAAAGUGGAGUCCCUGGGAAAAAUACAUCUCUUUCAGGUGCAGAACCAGACGAAGAUUAUGCAAGUGCUCUUAAACGCAAGUCCACAAUUCGCCGACAGACCACCGACAAAACAACGGCUGAAGGGAGACCUUUAUCUCGAUCUAGUUCAAAGUUUAAGAGUUCCGGAGGGACAGGAGAUGGCACCAGUGCCGGUGGUGGUGGGACCGAUGGCAAUGCGGGAAAAGAUGGCGGGAGUGGUGAAGGUGUUAGGAUUCCCAUGUGCGGACUUGUGAUUGGUGGGGAUCGAUUCACGCUUCGACAAGUCUACUGCUCCAUAAUGCAGAAUCAGUGUCCCAUGGUGGUAGUGAAGGGUACGUCUGGUGCUGCUGACGUAAUUGCCUUUGGACUAGAGGCGGCUACCAAAAUGGAGACAGAAGAAAUUAUGGAAGACAAGGAGGCGAUUACCCUAGAAACAAGGUCAGUUGUCUGGUUGACAAUCGAAUCCCAAAAAGAGGCCAUUUUGGCAACUCAACAUGUGGCAUUCUGCUCAUAUUAA